Messenger RNA from Cephus cinctus (wheat stem sawfly), 1045 nucleotides. RefSeq names its product pre-mRNA-splicing factor 38 (gene Prp38). Bases 44 to 949 code for a protein of 301 amino acids. Lineage: Eukaryota; Metazoa; Arthropoda; Insecta; Hymenoptera; Cephidae. Gene Ontology annotation, cellular component: precatalytic spliceosome. The record is from RefSeq and is a predicted model, not a curated record. The transcript is spliced from 3 exons.
UUAGAUCCCUACAUUUUUACCUUCAGUUCCGGCGAUCUCAGAAAUGGCGAACCGCACGGUAAAAGACGCUAAAUCCAUUCGCGGGACAAAUCCACAGUAUUUAGUGGAAAAAAUCAUAAGAUCUCGUAUAUACGAUUCGAAAUAUUGGAAAGAAGAAUGUUUUGCAUUAACAGCAGAACUCCUCGUCGACAAAGCCAUGGAAUUGAGAUUCAUUGGAGGCGUAUUUGGAGGUAAUGUAAAACCAACACCAUUUCUUUGUCUUAUACUAAAGAUGUUACAAAUUCAACCUGAAAAAGACAUCAUAGUGGAAUUCAUAAAGAAUGAGGAAUUUAAGUACGUCAGAGCACUUGGGGCAUUGUACAUGAGGCUAACAGGAACGUCUUUGGAUUGUUACAAAUACCUGGAACCAUUGUUUAAUGAUAAUAGAAAACUAAGAAGGCAAAAUAAACAAGGUCAAUUUGAAUUGGUUCACAUGGAUGAGUUCAUCGAUGAACUUCUAAGAGAAGAAAGAUCAUGUGACGUGAUAUUACCAAGGAUACAAAAGCGUCAUGUUUUAGAAGAAAAUAAUGAAUUAGAAGCUAAAGUCUCAGCAUUGGAGGAUGAUAUGGAUGAGGGAAUGGAGUCUUCAGAAGAUGAAGAAAUCCCACCAAUUAAAGAGGAUAUACGUAAACGACCUGAUGAUUAUGAAAGGGAAAGGGAACGUCACAGAGACCGUGAAAAGAGACAUUCUCGCUCCGAAAAGAAAUCCGACAGAGAAAAACAAAGAUCUAGAAGCCGAGAUCGUGACAGAGACAGGCGAGAUAGGAAACGUAGUAAAUCACCAAAAAUACAUUCGUCCUCCCACAAAGACAAAGACAGGGAUAAGGAUCGACAUCGUAGAGAUGACCGCGAUAGAGAUCGAGACAGAGAUCGUGAUCGAAGACGAGACCGUGACAGAGCGCGGUAUUGAACCCUGUAUUCAAUUUUAUGGGCCCUGAAAAUGAUAUUCCAGAAUUUUUCCGUUUAAUGUAAAUUGUGUAAAAAAAAUAAAAUUGUAUGAGAAUUA